GUGUAAGGAAGCAGCAAGGAGCCUGUUUAAAUUUAGGGGCCCCUUUGAUUUAAAAUUAAAGGACGAUUGGGGGGAGGCCAGAAAAGAGAAAGGUUGUAAAAAAAGAAAAAAAAAAAGAGGAAGGGAGUUCUAGUCUGCUGGCUAUUUUUGUGGAUUGAGUUUUCAUUAGGUUUUGGCUGCUUUGUUGUAGGAGAUCAUGGACCCGGAAGUGUGGGAGCUUUACCGUGCAGGAGGAGCCUUGGCACUGGUUGGAAAGGAACUGUUUAUGCCUCUGUGCUUCCCAUCCCUCAGAUUGGUUCGGGCUUAUGUUCGGGAUUGUACUAACCCACUGGAAGAGGACCCAUAUAAACUAGUCUUUACUAUGACCAACAGUGGAAUAUGCAAUCCGGUUCCCCUCCACCUGCUAAGAACCAGCCUUCCCCAUCAGUAUCCCCAACCCCCUUACCAACCCCAGAUAUCAUCAGAGCUUCCUUUCGCUAUCUCGUUUGACCCCCAGAACCUUGCAAAGGAGGACUCGGUCCAGGCAUCAACUUCCAGGAAGAAUCCUGUCUCCUGGGAGGAUGUCGAACUCCUGCAAGGGAGGCUGCACCUUAAGAUUCAAAUGCAUCAAGCGGACCUGAAUCAGGUCAGAGGUAUUUUCGACAGGGUCAUCACCACCUUGGACAAGAGCAGAGCAGCUCAGGAGGAGGUCAAGUCGCUGCAGCUUAUUUUUGAUCAGCCGCCUUGGCGCAGGCACAUCGCUAUUAUGAUCAGGGCAAAUCAGAUAGAGCUGAAUUACAAGCACUUUGAAAAAGGAAAACCAGCAGCUAGCGCUUUCAAGAAUGCCCUGGCUGGAUUGGCGGAGGAACUUUGUGAUAAGAGAUGUCCUGAGGAUGCAAAGACCAUGCUGAAGACUCUGGAACUGGACACGGCGGUUCUGGCCCUGUCCAAAAUAAACAAGGAAUGGGACGAGCAAGAGAACAAGGCGGCGAUCAGAAGCGGGUACCCCUAUGAGGUGAUCCCCUCUGACUCAUCUGACUUAUGGAGGCUCUGUCUGGGAGGGGCCCGCGAUGAUCCCGUUGUAGUGAUGACAGGCGUCAGGCUGACGAGAAGACGGACAGAUGGCCGCCGCUUAGGCGCGGGCUUAGGCGCGGGGAAGGAGCAGCUGCGGGUGCGUGCGACGUCUGCUGGUGUGCGACGGCUGAGAUGCGAGUGCGCGGACUUAGCGACGUCGUUGUGCAUUCGUGGGACGGCGGCAUUCGUCUGGACCGAUUGAAACGGGCGCGCCAGUCGAAAUCUUUUGGAUUGUCCUGGGCCUACCUCUCCCUUCUCUCUCUCUCUCUCUCUCUCUCUCUCUCUCUCGCUCGCUCGUUCGCACCUCCCUCUUUCUCUCUCCGUCUGUCUCUGAGGUGAUUUAUGAUAUUUUGUCUACAAAAAGCUGAUUGCGAAUUUAAACAGAUGACAGCUGAUUGCGCUUCUGGCUCAUCGGCGAUCCGGCUAAGCAGUGGGAGGUUCGCUAUCGCUCUCAAGAGAGGAUGCGAUUUGUCGUCGUCUUGGGGUGUUGAACUGCUCGACCUCGGUCUUCAGGUCAUAAGCUGCGAUUUAAAAAAAUAAAUAAAUAAAAAAAUUUGUACAGGUCACGCGUGGCUUGCAUGUAACUGACUGGGUGAGCCACGUAGUAAGAGUAGAGGCUGCGAUCCAUGCUGCACGAAUAAAGCCAAUAGAAUCAG
This is a messenger RNA of Chara braunii, 1709 nucleotides long. NCBI's taxonomy places the organism in Eukaryota, Viridiplantae, Streptophyta, Charophyceae, Charales, Characeae. The record is from the annotation of a GenBank genome assembly.